AUGGCUGGAUACGGUGAACGUGUAUUUAUAUCAGAACACUCACCCCAAAAGCAAGAGCUUCUUGUGCAUGAAGAUCCGGCUUUUACGGCAGGGCCAGGGCCGGAUAGCCUGGAACGACAAAUACAUAUUGCAAGAGAGGAAUGCAAGCAACUAUAUAACCAAAUUAAUCUGGUGAAGAGCAAGAUACAGGAUGCAGAUCUACAAUCGAUGUCGAGGAACAUUGCUCGCAUCACUGAGGUAAACUUAAAGCCCACUACCACACUUAAAGGACAUAACAAUAAAGUGACAGAUUUUAAGUGGAGUUCUGACUCCAAAUCUAUAUUAAGCGCUAGUCAGGAUGGGUUCAUGUUGUUGUGGGAUGCUGCAACUGGGUUGAAGCGGAACGCUAUACCAUUGAACUCACAGUGGGUUUUGACAUGCGCAUUAUGUCCAAAUGGAAAUCUGGCUGCCAGUGCAGGUUUGGAUAAUAACUGUACCAUUUACAGGAUCUCUCAACAGGAAAGGGUAGUUCAGAAUAUUGUUUCAAUAUUUAAAGGUCACACAUGUUAUAUUUCAGACGUGGAGUUUCUAGAUGAUAAAUCCAUUGUGUCAGCGAGUGGAGACAUGACUUGUGCUCUUUGGGAUAUUACUAAAAGCAAGCGUAUUAGCGAGUUUGCAGACCAUCUCGGCGAUGUCUUAAGUAUAUCGGUUCCAAGAAAUAAUGGUGAGAAUGAAGGAAAUAUUUUCGCUAGUGGAGGGUCUGACGGGUACCUAUACAUUUGGGAUAAAAGAUCUCAGACAAGCAUGCAAAGUUUCUUUGUCAGCGACAGUGACCUCACUAAAAUCAAAUUCUUCAAAAAUGGUGAUACUAUAGCUGCAGGGUCAGAUGAUGGUUGGACCCGAUUAUACGAUCUGAGAAGUGACUGCCAAAUUGCUCAAUACUCUCUUGCAGAGGGUCUACAGAAUUCUAGCAAUCCUCAAUAUCAAACUUUCCUGAAUCCAGCCUCAGACUAUAAUGGCGGCCCUAGCGGCUUUGCAACUGGAAGCCCCUAUUCUCCAGCAUCGUAUACCAUGGAUGCGGGCUUUAUGGACAAUCAAGGUGUGAUCUCUCUAGAUUUUAGCCACUCAGGUCGGUUGAUGUACACAUCUUAUACAGAUUAUGGAUGUGCCAUAUGGGAUCUCCUUAAAGGUGAGAUAGUUGGAAGGCUUGCCAGUCAUUCAAACAGAAUCUCGGGCGUAUCGACGAGUCCGGACGGACUAGCAGUGUGUACAGGCUCAUGGGACAUGACAAUGAAAAUUUGGUCUGCAGCAUAUAUCUAA
This is a messenger RNA of Eremothecium sinecaudum, 1299 nucleotides long. RefSeq names its product G protein subunit beta (gene STE4). Gene Ontology annotation, biological process: G protein-coupled receptor signaling pathway. The coding region runs from base 1 to 1299 and encodes 432 amino acids. Gene Ontology annotation, molecular function: protein binding; signaling receptor complex adaptor activity. The record is from RefSeq and is a predicted model, not a curated record. Lineage: Eukaryota; Fungi; Ascomycota; Saccharomycetes; Saccharomycetales; Saccharomycetaceae. The transcript has a single exon. Gene Ontology annotation, cellular component: cytoplasm; heterotrimeric G-protein complex.